AUGAUGACUGAAGUCACAUUAAACCAAGAAGAUCACUCUUACAUGUUUGAUGAUGAUGAUGAUGAUGAAUCCACACCAGUCAAGGCUUGUAGCGAGUCGGGUUAUCAUGUCACACUCACAACAGAUGAAACAAUCAAGAAGCUGAAAGUGCAAAGAGAGACACGCUAUGCUGUUAAGAGACGUCGAAUGUUACAGUUCAAAGACCAGCCUCUGGAAACAACUCUUUUCAGCAGUGAGAGUUUCUCUUCAAUCUUAAGAUCAAGCGCUAGGGAGGAAACAUUUGAUGAGCUUAUAGAAGAUGCUUCUGCCUCAAGCUUCAAUGGCCUUGAUCUGUAUGCUGACUACAUAAAUGAUGCCGAAACACCAACUCUACCUGAUGACUUAAGCUUUGAAUCCAAUGAUGUCCAUGUAGAUAUUUCAGAGUAUCUAAAUCUGCCACCAGAAACAGAAACUAAGGAAGUUAGGAGGCCAGUGACUCGUUCUUCUCCAAAUGUUAUAUUUAAAGCAGGUAGAAAAUAUAGUGCAAGACCAGUUCCAAAACUAGCAUCGUCUAUCAUCUAUCCAUUUGCAUUUAUCAAACCGAGCGGUGUUCAUGGUGACAUGACUCUCAAGGACAUAAACCAGAUAAUCCAAACUCCACCAGCAAAACCAAAGGAAAACAAAGCAGAGCCUCCAGUGUUACAAACUUCAGCAUUCUCUGGCAAACCUGUAGUUGGAAAGACUAAGAUCCACACAGAAGGUGGUAAAGGAAGCAUCACAAUAAUGAGGACUAGAGGCUAAGUUAUAAGUUAAGUAGAAAGUAUUAGUCAGAAAAAAAACAUUCUGUCUUAUUCUCUGAGGCCCUUGAAUGUUUUUUACCGGAUAUAGUUCCAGUCAAGGGGCAUUAAUCAUGUUCUUGUUAUGUUUUGUUUUGGUAUAUCUCUAGUAAGAAAGUGGAAGUAACCAAUGCCAAUGUCGUAGGAUAUCUUAUCUGUCUGUAUAAAGUCUCUGGUUC
Messenger RNA from Eruca vesicaria subsp. sativa (arugula), 994 nucleotides. The record is from the annotation of a GenBank genome assembly. Lineage: Eukaryota; Viridiplantae; Streptophyta; Magnoliopsida; Brassicales; Brassicaceae.